Gryllus bimaculatus (two-spotted cricket) is the source of this 726-nucleotide messenger RNA. Lineage: Eukaryota; Metazoa; Arthropoda; Insecta; Orthoptera; Gryllidae. The record is from the annotation of a GenBank genome assembly.
AUGCGCGAGUGUAUCUCUGUGCACAUCGGCAACGCUUGCUGGGAAUUCCCGACGGGCAAAUGCCGUCCGACAAAUGCCUGGGCGGCGGCGACGACUCCUUCAACACCUUCUUCAGCGAGACGGGGGCAGGCAAGCACGUGCCCCGGGCUGGUGUUUGUUGGACCUGGAGCGACGCGCCACGUACGCGCCUCUUCACGGAGUCGUAUCUGGGAGGAAGACGCGGCAAAUACGCCGCGGCACUACAACCAUCGCAAGGAGAUCAUCCGCAACUCGCUUGACAGUGCACGGGGCUCAGGGAUUCCUCAUCUCUUCAUUCCUUCGGCGGGAGGCACGGCUGCGGGAGGCAGCUGUUCAGUUGCGGAAAUACCACGCCUGUUCGGAGGCCUGCCAACCAGAUUGGUGAAAUGUGAUCCGCCACGGCUAUGGCUGCUGCAUGCUGACGUAACGCCUCAUUCGCCCCAUCAAGACGAACGCACAUCCGUUGUGGACUGGUGCCCCACCGGCUUUCAAGGGUGGGAUAACUCCAACCCCUACGUCGUGCAGCGAGCGUGUGCAGUGUCCACACGACUGACGGGAGGCUUCGAACCUGAAUGUAGCCCAAGCGAGCUUCAGGGCAUGGCCCGCGAGGAUUUUGGCAGCCCUGGAGAAAGGACUACGAGGAAGGGAGGGCCACCUUCACAUGGCGGCGCCACCGACAAGCGGGCCACGCGCUUCGGGAAAAUAUGA